AUGACCUGUACCUGUAAUGAUAUUACAGUAACAAAACAAUUUGAUCAUAAAAAACAUGAAGAUGUUACGGAAGCCGUCACACAGAAAAUACGUAAAAGAUGUUGUCCUUACAACUUCGAUGGUAAGAUUUGCAGAACAGUAGGAGAUAGGCUGCUCUGUGGAUACAACAGAAAUAUUGGGAGUCCUCGUGGUGAUGAUGGGCUAGUUAACUUGAACAAUGGAUGUAUCAUUCGUCGUGGUAGACUCGAAUGUGGAUAUAUAGAGCCUCCUUAUAUGAAUUCAAGAAGGCCACCCGUCCGCGAUGAACAACAAGUACCUAAUGAAAAUAUUAAUGAAGAGAAUGAGUCUGAUAAUGAAAUUGAAAGCCAGAAAGAAACAGAAGUUAAACACAAACUAUUGUUAAAGAAAACAACGCGUCCUUAUCAACUGUCAAACAAAUAUCGCGGAUCUACUAGAUGUCUUGAAAUUCAAGAUCGCAUUGUGUGUCGCCAGUUUUAA
Messenger RNA from Leptosia nina, 498 nucleotides. The record is from the annotation of a GenBank genome assembly. NCBI's taxonomy places the organism in Eukaryota, Metazoa, Arthropoda, Insecta, Lepidoptera, Pieridae.